Messenger RNA from Notothenia coriiceps (black rockcod), 4355 nucleotides. RefSeq names its product microtubule-associated protein futsch-like. Gene Ontology annotation, biological process: proteolysis. The coding region runs from base 1310 to 4210 and encodes 966 amino acids. Gene Ontology annotation, molecular function: DNA binding; aspartic-type endopeptidase activity. The transcript is spliced from 14 exons. NCBI's taxonomy places the organism in Eukaryota, Metazoa, Chordata, Actinopteri, Perciformes, Nototheniidae. The record is from RefSeq and is a predicted model, not a curated record.
GGGAGAGUAUUAGGGCGGUCUGCUGCGGCUGAGGCCCUCGAGGUCCCCAGUACAGCCUUCAGAUGCCUGAGUGUAAAACGGGGCUGCCUGCUGGAAAAUGGCGACACGGAGCAGGCAGGGUGAAGGGCAGCUGGGCCCGAUUAAAAUGGCUAACACACGCUCUUUAAGACGCUGUUACACUCAUUUAGGGUGACACCGGUUCCGCCGACUUGUUUAGACCUGUGACAUAAUCUGCAAUCAACAGCGUUAUUAUAUUAAAACACUCGCACUCUCAUUGGGUGACAAUGAUAUCUGUUUUACAGCUUCAUCGAGCAAGAAAACGAGCUGACAACGAUGCUAAAGGCUAAUGCUAGCUGCUCUUGUUAAUCAUGAGCUAACAAACGUUCAGUCCUGUUGGCGUUAGGUUUCUAAAUAACUUGUCAGCUGAUGUCACCGAACAAGUCACAACAGACCAGACCACAUUUGAACUGUACAAACUCAAAAUAGAGACCUUUAAUCACUCCACAGAGAGUGAAAAGACUUGAUACAGCCAUAAUGUUGACAGACGUUUAAGCAUUAGCCUAGGUGAAUGCUAACGUUCCUUGUUUUCCUAACAGUUUGUUACACUAUUCACAAAGUAAUAAAACAACUCAAUAAGCCUUAUUUUAGCACCCUAACACAUGUGUUAGCCUAACACUUUCUAUACAUUUCGCAUUGUAUCCCACCAUCAUCACUAAACCAUUAGAUGUAGUGAAAAUAUAGUUUGAGAAAAAUUACAAGUGUCAGUACACUUAUGUUCAAGUGUUCUUAAUACAAAAAUGUUUGUUAUGUACACCCCCUGGAUAGAAAACAUGCCCAGUUAGCUAUUUUAAACUGUUUCCCUCUGCAUUCCGUUUAGUACAAAGUCAUUUAAAUUCCUACAAACCCAUCAUUGGUUUCACAUUCAAUAUAAAAGUCUUCAUAAGGAUACACUAAAUGUAAACCCUACAUUCAAAGUGACUGCAAAACCAUACCUCAAAAACUGGUUCACUUGAAGUUGUUUGCCUAUCUGAAAGACUCAAUGACAGCUAUAAGAAACAUACAAAAUACCUUGAGAAAGACACGUUUGUGUUUUUCUUUAGUUACCAGUUUAGAGAGUGAAAUAAAAAAAAGUUCUCCGUCUAAAAUAAAAAUGUCUUCCAUAAGAGCUUAAGAUUAAAGAUUAAUCAUGAAACAAAUCAGGAGUUAUGUCAUAAUUUAUUAACACAGUGAAGUAGCAACAAACCCCAAGGCAUUAAAGGCUACAUAAACUUAAAAGUUGAUAUUGAGUUUAUGUUUUAUUUUUGAAGUCAUGGAUUCAGAGGAGAAUGAGGUGGAGAGCAGCAGCGAUGCGGGUCCUUCGGGGAUGGAGGAACCGUCUGAAAGCGGCAUGGGAGUGGAGUCAUCAGAGGCCAUGUCUGCAGACAGCAGUGAUGCUGCUGCUGCCUCUCAUGCACAGGCCCCUGAGUCCGACUGCCAUGUUGGACAGAGCUCAGAGGGACUUAUGGUGUUCGCCCCAGAAACCAGCUCCAGUACAGACGCCAGAGUUUCAUCAGUCCAUCUCCCAGACUCCUCCUCAGUGGCUCAGUCCACCAGCGUGUCCAGCGUCUCCACAGUGACUCAGUCGGUGAUGGUGUCUGAUUCAGCCCAAGUGCUGGUCCACUCCAGUGCUACAUCUGAAGGAUCCAUGAUGGUUUCUGACUCCACUGCUUCUACCUCGUCAGAUCUCGGGUCUGCCAUUGACAAGAUCAUAGAGUCCACCAUCGGCCCUGACAUCAUGAAUGGUUGCAUAGCUGUGACCAGUGCAGAAGAUGGAGGUGCAGAAACAACCCGAUAUUUGAUAUUACAAGGACCAGAUGACGCCAUAGAAGCUCUUGCUGAAGGACCCACCUCCACCUGUCUGGACCAGGGAGACCUGCGGCGCCACCAUGACCCUGAUCAGCCGGGCCCCUCGGGUUACCCAGAGGACAGCAGCAGUCAGCCCGACCAGCCCCAGCACUCCCACCCUUCCCAGUACAUGGACUGCAGUGCAGACGGUCCAGACCAGACGGGGGAGUCUUCAUCUUCCUAUGUGGAGUGUUCAGGCGAGGAGCCCGACCAGACCCGUUCCCAGUCUGGUUUCCCUGACUACAGCGGGGAUAACAGUGACCAGGAUCUGCCUGGAUAUGUGGAGUGCAGUGGGGCGGACUCAAACCCAACAAGCCGGGGUCACUAUGUUGUAGACUGCAGUGCUGGGUACAUGGAGUGUUCGGUGGACGAUGGGGCGCGACCGCAUCAUUCACGCAGUUACAUUGACAGUAGUGCAGACCACCGGACUCAGACAUUAAGACAAUAUGUGGCCCAGUAUGUAGGGGAGUGUGUCGCAGCUGCAGACUCUGAGCAACCGGGAUGCUCUCAGUAUCAAGCAAGGGACGAUGAUGAAGAUGAUGAGAAUAACCAGGAUCCAGACCAGCCGCAGCACUCUCAACAGCAGCCCCAGCACUCCUGUUACAUGGCAAGCAGCAACGGCCCAGAGGCCUCCAUCUAUGAGGAUGACAGCUCCUCUUCGGACCACCCUCUGGCAGACACGGCAGGCUCAGUGGGGCUUCCUGAGUCAUUGGAGUGCAGCGAGAGCCAGUCUGGGAUGUACAUCAGCAGCAGUGGGACUUACACCUCUAAUACAGAGCCUGAGUCAGCCCAACAGUGCUCACCUAGCCAAGAGGAGCCCCAAGGCUCCCAGGGGCCUCAGGAGGAAGCAGGGCCGGCCAGGGAGAUGGAGACAUCUACAGUGCCAGAAGUCUCAGGACACAGAGCACCUAACCUGGCUGAGUUGGAGGAGAUGAUGGAAGUAGUGAUUGUUCAGCAGUUCAAGUGUAAGAUGUGUCCGUACAAGAGUGUCUCCAAAGACACACUCAUCAACCACAUGAGAGACAAACACUUCAAACCUGUAGGGGAAAUGCCAAAAAAGCGUAAACGUGGGAGGCCUCCUAAAAGUGAGACAUUUGCCCGUCGUCAGGCAGAGAGGGUGGAAGCUGAAGAGAGGAAGGCAGCAAAAGCUGAGGCUGCUCAGCCCAAACAAGCAGAAGAAGAGGAGGAUGAUAUUGUGGAUUCUGGCGCUAUUGAUGAUGCUGAAGAGGAUAGUGAUUACACCCCUGCAGACGAGGACAGCAAAGGAAGACCACCUGCCGUUUUGAAGAAGUCCACUCCUCCAAUCUCUUCCUCCUCUCAUGGUCGUCCUCGGCGUAAAGUUGGCCGUCCAAGGAAGUACAGCCUUAUAGAAGAAGGCUACAGCAACAAAGCCACUCUUUCCUACUAUGGUGUGAUCUCCAUCGGCACCCCUCCCCAGUCCUUCAGUGUCAUCUUUGACACCGGCUCCUCCAACCUGUGGAUCCCUUCAGUGUACUGCUCCAGCCAGGCCUGCCAGAACCACCGUAAAUUCAACCCACAGCAGUCCAGUACUUUCAAAUGGGGAAGCCAGCCUCUGUCCAUCCAGUACGGCACCGGCAGCAUGACUGGAUAUCUGGCCAGUGACACUGUUGAGGUGGGCGGCAUCUCUGUGGUCAACCAGGUGUUCGGAAUCAGCCAUACAGAGGCUGCCUUCAUGGCUAGCAUGGUGGCUGAUGGCAUCCUGGGAUUGGCCUUCCAGAGCAUUGCUUCUGACAACGUCGUGCCUGUCUUUGACAUGAUGGUCAAGGGGGGACUUGUGUCUCAACCCCUGUUCUCCGUCUAUCUGAGCAGCAACAGUGAACAGGGCAGUGAGGUGGUCUUCGGUGGUGUUGACAGCAGCCACUACACUGGACAAAUCAACUGGAUCCCUCUGUCCUCUGAGACCUACUGGCAGAUCAAAAUGGACAGUGUUACCAUCAAUGGACAGAUUGUAGCCUGCGCUGGUGGCUGCCAGGCCAUCAUCGACACUGGUACCUCCCUGAUCGUUGGCCCAUCCAGUGACAUCAGCAACAUGAAUUCUUGGGUUGGAGCCUCAACCAACCAGUACGGAGAGGCUACAGUGAACUGCCAGAACAUCCAGAGCAUGCCUGAGGUCACCUUCACCCUCAACGAAAACACCUUCACCAUCCCUGCAUCUGCCUACGUCUCUCAGAGCUCCUACGGUUGCAGCACUGGCUUUGGCCAGAGUAGCCAACAGCUCUGGAUCCUGGGAGAUGUCUUCAUCAGGCAAUACUACGCCAUCUUUGACUCUAGCACUCUGAAAAUUGGUCUGGCCAAGUCUGUCUAAACACAUGAUUGAUAAGCGUGUAUUUCCCUGUAGGGACUUGUCUGAUUGAAAACAAAAAAAGGUGCAAAUGGAUUUACAUGAUGACAAAUACAUGAUUCAACCACAUUGUAGCAGCCUUUGCAAUAAAUUGAUUAUUAUAGCAACU